CCGUGGGAGCUCCACCUGGACUUCCAGCCCAGGGUGCAGCGCCUGUUGCUUUGCCACCGGCGGCCCCUCCAGCACUGCCCACCACCCCAAUGCCAACUGCAGCGGUCCCUGGUCCCGUGGUGGCCACAGCCCCACCGCCCGCGCCAGCGCCCAACCCGCAGGCGGCGGCGAUUCUGGCGCAACUGGCUGCAGGAGCCACCGGCACAGGUGGAGCGGCAACCUCACAGUCUGCUGUCUUAGCCGCCCUGGCCCAAAAUGCCGCUGGCACGCAAGCACCAGCCGCCGCACCUCCCAAUCCCCAGGCAGUUGCACUGCUACAAGCUUUGGCUGGGGGUGCUACUGGAACUGCACCUGCUGCACCUGCUAUAGGCCCUUCACCACCUCCAUCAUCCACAUUGACCCCACAAGCGGCUGCUGUCAUUGCUGCGCUCGUGGCCAGGCAACAGCAACAGGCAUCACAAGCUGCAACUCCAGGCUUGCAAAGCUCACUGGCCCUCACCCCCCAACCAGCAACUGCCGCCCCAAAUGCCCCACCCACUGGAUCUGGACAGAUCGAUCUCUUUGCUCACUUAGCCGCCUCCGCACGCAUCAAUGCAGCCAUGAAUGCUGCCUAUGCACCAGCUGAAGAAGAGCAGCCGCCUCCAACAGCCCCUGAGCCUGCAGCCUUUGAUAAGGAUGCCUUGAAGAGACUAGCGCAGAGAGCAGCAGAGGGACCCAUUGAAGAUGAGCUACCUCCGCCACCACCACCAGAGCACAAGAAGCCACCUGCAGCCCCGACCUCAGGUCGUUGCGAGAAGGAAGAGACGGCAUUGGUUCCCGCCGAUCCGCCGGGCCCACCC
Cladocopium goreaui is the source of this 839-nucleotide messenger RNA. The record is from the annotation of a GenBank genome assembly. Lineage: Eukaryota; Dinophyceae; Suessiales; Symbiodiniaceae.